AUGGUACUUCGAGGAAAAAUGUUACUUGCUAUGGGACAACUUGAUUUGUCUUCAUUUUGUGUUGAAGCAGCUGCUAAAUUACAAUCAUUAUCAAGUCCUGAAGAAGACAAAGUAUCGUCCAUAUCAUCUUCCAUGAAAAUGAGUGCAUCAAGUCCUCAACAACAAGCUAUUGUACAUUCAUUUCUUGAACAAUUUGAUUAUGCUCUAUCAAUUAUGGAAUGUGAAUGUUCAUUUCAUCCAACAGCUGCAAAUAAUCGUAUGCUUGGUAGAUUACGUAUAAAAGCUAAACGUUUUGAUGAUGCAUUUGAAAAAUGUAUACAAGCAUGUCAAAAUAAUACAGCUACUGAUCAAGCAACUGAACUUUAUGGUGCUUAUUUAGAUUUAAGUAAAUGUCUUAUACAACUUAAAUGUUAUCCACAAGCUAUUGAACAAUUAACUAUACUUAUUACUAUUCAACCAGCAAAACAAAAUGCUGAAGCUUAUUUACAACGUGAUAUUGCUAAAAUGAGAAUGUUUACAAAAUAUUCAACUCAGGAAUUAAUAAAAUUAUCAUUGAAUCGAUAUCCAUUAUUAGAUAUUAAUAGAGCACUUGUUAUUGAAUCUAAUAGUGCUGAAGCAUAUCUUGCACGAGCUGCUUGGUAUGCUCGUUAUGAACAUUAUUCAAUAGGUGCAUUAAAUUGUAAUGAAGCUAUUCGUUUAUGUCCAAAACUUGAACAUGCUAUCAUAGAUUUAUCAAUAUCAUUACAAAUUGAUCCAUCUUCAUUACAAAUAGUAUUAACAUCAAAUGAUGAGAAACAAAUACAAAUACUUAAACAUAAAUUAAUUUAUACUAUUGGACAAUGUCAUCAUCGUUUAGUACAAUUUGAUAAAGCGAUUGAACAAUUAACAUCAUUUGAUACAAUUGAACAAACAACAAUUAACAUGAAUUUUUGA
This is a messenger RNA of Rotaria sp. Silwood1, 933 nucleotides long. The record is from the annotation of a GenBank genome assembly. NCBI's taxonomy places the organism in Eukaryota, Metazoa, Rotifera, Eurotatoria, Philodinida, Philodinidae.